AUGCGGGCGGAGCGCAGUCGGGGGCGGGUCCGAUCCUCGGUGACGUCUUGGGCGAGGAGGGGCCGAUCUCGGGGCUCCGUAUCCCGGGGCUCCACCCCUUCUCCGGUUCCAGUUUCCUCGAUCCCAACCCCUGUGGUUCAGACCACUCCCAUCUCAGGGCGGUGCUCAGGUGUUCAACCUCCAUUGCUGGCUCAGCCAAAAUCCGCGCAGGCUCGGGUUCCACAAACACAACUGCUGCAGCCAAUCGAUACGGCUGAGGAGCCGAUCGAGCUCGUGACGUCAUCGCACCUGUCCAGGCAACCCAGUGGGGGGAUGACCCAAAUGCAGGGCAGAGCCACAACGUUAUCUCGUGGCAGGACUGCAACCAUGCAGCAGUUUCUUCCAACAACAUAUAAAGGGAAGGCAACGUUAAAGAAAACAGUACCACAGUUAGAACUUAAAGAUACAUUAUACGAGGAUCAAGGGCAAGAAGAAGACGUGAUACGAAUCUCAGCAUCAGAGGGAAUUCCGGCAUGGAUGUUUUCAGCAGCAGAAGCAAGAAAAGGAUAUAUGCCAUCAUUUGAUGCGAUGAAAAGGAUGCAGACACAAGAGUUUCAAAUUCCUUAUUUAAGUCCAGGAGCGAGGCCAAAGACCUCGAGUCAAAGACUGUUUGAAAAACAAUCACUGUUGACAUCGAAGACUCCACUGUGCAUGCAAUUGCCAAAAGAAUUUCUACAGGAAGAAGAGGAACAACCAAUGAAAAUGGUGGAUUGGAAACAAGUCAAAAAGGAACUGACAGAAGAAGCUUUGCUGCAAGGAUCAGGAGAUUUGACAAUGCCAGUGACAUAUGAUGCGCAGGGGCAGAAUCCAAGGUGGGAAAGAUUGAAUCACGAUGUGAUCAAAGACUUAGCGAGAGCUGUUCAACGCAAUGGACUGGAUUCACCAUACUUUAAACAGCUCCUGAGGGGGACAUUUAACAUGUAUGACCUGACGCCAUUUGAUAUUCGAAGCCUUGUGUCAAUGAUUCUCACAGACACGCAGAAUCUCAUCUGGGAAAGAAGAUGGCGAAGAUAUCUCACAGAGUUGAGGAACAAUUAUCAAGGCGGGCCAAACGCGAACCUCACUGAAGCACAGUUGGCAGGAGAUCCUCCAGAUGACAAUCCAGCAGAACAAGCGGUACGUUUUCCAAGGCGAGUGUUGAAUGACAUCAAGGAAGCGGCGCGGAAAGCGAUCCUGCAGAUCGCUCCAGCAGGAGUUCCAGAUGUCCCAUUUUCAACCAUCAGACAAGGUCCCACAGAACCAUAUUCAUCAUUCAUAGAUCGACUCACGCAAGCGGUGGAUCGACAGGUGACCAUCGAAGCUGCGAAGCGACCACUCUUGGAAAGUCUCGCAUUCGGCAAUGCCAACCCGGAUUGUCAACGGGUCAUCACUGCAAUGCCAGGAAGACCAUCCUUGGCAGAGAUGGUGGAAGCAUGCAGCAAGGUGGGAACACCUCAGCAUGUUGCGUCGAUCGUGAGAGAUGAAUUGAGAGGAGAGUGGGAAAACCAGCUGAGAGAACACUCGGGAAAACGAUCAGAAGAAGAGAUGCUGGACAAAAUAUUUCAACAGCAGAAUGAAAUUCUUGCAACCAUCCAGAAGAAAAACAAUCCACCUGGAGGACAGUGCUACAAGUGUGGAGCAUUUGGACAUUUUAAGAAGAAUUGCCCACAGGCGCACGCACAAGCGCAGACGCAAAAACCGCAAAAACCACUUUGCGCACGAUGCGGAAGAGGAAGACACUCUGUGAAAGAAUGUUAUUCUCAAAUGGAUGUGGAAGGAAACCCUUUACCACAGCCGGGAAACGGGAAAAAGAGCGUGCACACAAAUCGCCAGCGCGCAACGACACAAGUGAUGGCGAUGACACAAGAGCAGGCAGGACAGUCAUCGGAGACCAUCAAGCAGACACCCUCAGCAAAGUCCUCAGCAGACUCUCCAGCGACCCAGACCUUCUUCCACCAGGAGCGCAUUAUAUCAGCAGACAGAAAUACAGAAUUAACAGUUCUAGCAAAAGCCCUCCGUCCACCGUUGAUCGUGGCGGAAAACACUCAAGUUGCGAGAGCUUUCGCAUUGCCACCACAUGCCAUUGGGCAGGUUUUGUCAAUCUUUGAUGAGGAAGGGCAUCCUCUGAGGGAGAAUGUUGAAAUUCAUGCCACGUGGAUCAAACAUAUAGGUCGGGAUCGACCCACACUCACAUGUCAAUUGACUUGUGGGGACAGAACAAUAGUGGUCAGAGGAAUGCUUGACACGGGAGCAGAUGUCACAGUAAUUUCGACCGGGAAACAAGACAGCGAUCAUUCGUCCGUUUGUUGUGCAAAAGCCAAUCACAGUUUGGGGAAGAGAUUUGUUGGCUCAGUGGGGGACGAAGAUCGAGAUGGAUUUUUAAUUGGGGUCACUGCGGCACUCGCCACACUGAAACUGACUUGGAAAACAAAUGAUCCGGUUUGGGUGGAUCAGUGGCCCCUUGAACGAGAAAAGUUGAGUGCGCUGAAGAACCUGGUCCAACAACAAUUGGAGAAGGGACACAUCAAACCAACAAAUAGCCCUUGGAAUUCUCCAGUGUUCGUCAUCAAGAAAAAACUAUCAGGUAAAUGGAGGCUGUUGCAUGAUCUCAGAAAGAUCAAUGAAGUCAUUGAGGACAUGGGACCUCUUCAGUUGGGACUUCCAUCCGUUUCGAUGAUUCCCAGAGAUUGGCAACUCGUGAUCAUCGAUCUCAAGGAUUGUUUUUUCAGCAUUCCACUUCAUCCAGAUGAUGCACCAAGACUUGCCUUUUCCGUUCCAAGUAUCAACAAGGAAGCACCGUUGCAACGAUACCAUUGGGUGGUACUUCCACAAGGUCUGAAAAACUCGCCGACAAUUUGUCAAUGGUACGUGGCACGAGCUUUGUCACCAGCACGGAAGAAAUUCCCGCAGGUGAAGAUUAUUCAUUACAUGGACGAUUUGCUCAUUGCAGCGUCAACACAACAGGAGCUGCAAAAGGCUCGUGACUGUGUGAUCACAGAGGUGCAAAAGGCAGGUUUGGAAAUCAGUGUUUCAAAAAUUCAGGAGAUUGCACCUUGGACAUAUUUAGGGUGGAAAAUCUCAGAGAGAACGAUUAAACCCCAAAAAAUGGAGGUCAGCACAAAAGUCAACAAUUUGCAUGAUGUGCAACAACUUUUGGGAGAAAUCAACUGGAUGAGACCAAUUCUAGGGAUCACGAACAACGACAUUCCAGCGUUGCUCAAUCUUUUGAGAGGGGACACAGACAUUCGAUCUCCCAGGACACUCACGCGAGAGGCAAAAAAGGAAUUGGAAAAAAUCACAGAUGCUAUUCAAAAGCGUCAAGCACAUCGGUUCGUUGAAUCAUUGCCUUUUGAGUUGGCAGUGCUGGGAGAGAAAACACAGUUCCACGGUUUGAUCUUUCAAUGGGAUUCAUCCCAAAGAGAUUCUUUGAUAAUUAUAGAAUGGAUUUUUCUACCAUACAGGACUUCAAAAACAAUUCUUACAGAUCUAGAAAUGAUGGCGCAAAUCAUCAUCAAGGGGAGAACAAGAUUGUUGACAAUGGCAGGACGAGAAUUUUCAAUCAUUCAUUUACCAUUGAAAAAAGAUUAUUUUAAAUGGGCGAUGCAGAAAUCAAAAGAUUUAAUAAUUGCAUUGUUAGCUUUCCCAGGAACUUGCACAAUUCAUUUUCCACAACACAGAGUGCUGCAGUCACAAAUAUGUUACAGGGCAAAGCCAAGAAUAAGUGAAGAACCUCUGGACGGGAUCACAGUAUUCACUGAUGGCUCAGGGAAGACACACAAGUCAGUGAUCACAUGGGUGAACUCAGAAACAGAGAAAUGGGACUCGGAUGUGAGGAUGAUUCAGGGUUCUCCACAAAUUGUGGAAUUGGCAGCAGUCACUCGAGCAUUUCAGUUGUUUGAACAACCUCUCAAUUUGAUUACGGAUUCCGCAUAUGUCGCGGGGGUAGUCAGACGCUUGGAAGGUUCACUCUUGAAAGAAGCCGACAAUGAAAUAUUGUAUUCAUAUUUGGUGAGCAUGAAAACUUUGUUGGAAAAUAGGGAACAUGAAUAUUUUAUCACACACAUCAGAGCUCACACAACACUUCCAGGGUUUUUAGCAGAGGGGAAUGCUCGAGCAGACAGGUUGACAAUGCCCAUUUCACGGACACUCCCAGACAUUUUUGAGCAGGCAAAAUUGAGUCAUAGUUUUUUUCAUCAGAAUGCACAUGCAUUGAUGGAAUCCUUUCGUCUCACAAAAACUCAGGCGAGAGAGAUCAUCAAUGCUUGUCCAGAUUGUCAACUUGUGCAGCCGCCAGCCUCAACAGGAGCGGUCAAUCCGCGAGGACUGGAAAGUCUUCAACUAUGGCAAACAGAUGUCACAAAAUAUCCCUCAUUUGGGAGGCUCAAAAAUGUUCAUGUUUCAGUUGAUACAUUUUCGGGAGCAGUCUUUGCUUCAGCACAUGCAGGGGAAACAGCAGACCAUGCUUGUCGACACUUUCUACAAGCAUUUGCGUCAUUGGGCGUGCCUCAGGAAAUAAAAACAGAUAAUGGUCCAACUUAUACAGGCAGGGUGCUUGACAAAUUUUUGAAAAAAUGGGGUGUCAGACAUACCUUUGGUAUUCCACACACACCCACAGGUCAAGCAAUCAUUGAAAGAACACACCAUACCUUAAAAUCCCUUCUAGAUAGACAGAGGAGGGGGGAGCCAGAGGCGACGCCACACAUGAAACUAAAUAAAGCAUUGUAUGUGUUGAAUUUCCUAAAUAGUUCAUCCUCAGAACCCAAUCCUCCAAUCUUGAGACAUUUCUCAAAUAGUUCACAGGCAAGAUUAAGGGAGAAUCCUUUAGUUUUGGUCAGAAACCCAGAAUCAGGACAGAUAGAAGGUCCUUUCAAACUAAUCACUUGGGGCAAGGGUUUCGCUUGUGUUUCCACAGAGCAAGGUCCGAAGUGGGUGUCGGCACGACACGUGAAGCCGUUUCGAACGCAAGAAGAAAAGAACACAGAUCCCGGAAACAGAGAGACUGUGGGAGCUCAGUACGUCACUCCGGAUGUCCAGAGCUACCGAGACAACCCUUGGGGGGCUCGGAGGCCCUGGAAUGUUGCCAAAAGUACCUGGUGGCUUGACUUUGAUCCUUGUAAAGAAAUGACACCUGAAGGUGAGGAGAUGAGAGAAUUUCAUGUCUAAAUGGUGAGGGGAUGUUAUUCACUUGUUAGAACUUAAGUUAGAAUGCACUGUACAGGGGGGUUUUAUGUAUUGUACAGGGGGGUCUAGAAUUCUGUGCAUGGAUCAGGAGUCCCAAGAUGGAGGAAUUUGGGGGUGCCCUGUCCUUCUUCUUUCUUCUCCUUGGCAUCCAUGUUCAGGAUGAUGUUGGCAUGUGUGGAUUGGUUCAUAGAAAGAGGACACUUGCCAACAAGGGCAGAAAGUAUUGGGAAGUAAAGGUAAAUAUCGAAUACGUAAUUUUCAUUAUAAAAGAGACAACCGCCUCGUGGGCGGGAGAGAGUGCCUUUGGCUGUCCUGCUGAACAGACCUCGGCUGGACAGACAGAAAAUCUUUGUAGAUAAGAAAUAAUAAACUCGACUGAAGACCGAAAGCAAGAGUCCAGACUCCUUCUUCGAGAGCGCGGCCUACCCAGAACCACUUUUUCCCGUGCUGGGGCAGAGACAAUCAACAGCCGACCCCAGCAUCUGGCGUCCCUGGGUGGGCUCGAAGGGGGGCCCGAAGGUGGGCACGAGGAGCGACAGCUCGAGCGGAGAGCCGAAGAGUGAGCUGCAAAGAGAACACCCAGGUGGGCAGCACCCGAGCGGGCAGCUCCCAGGCGGGCAGUUCCCGGAGCUGGACUCAUUCCCAGGAGAGCACUGAUAACUCCUUGGGAAGGCAGCCAGAAGAGUCCGAAGAAGCAGCAGCCAAAGAGAGAACACCGCACUCCACUUCUCCCGAAGAAACCUCGUAUCAGAACAGCCCGGAGCGGAAUCAGAAGGGCCCCUGAAUCCAUCUCCUGUGACCUGCUGGACGGGAACCGGGAGCCUCCAGACUACUCUGACGACACAAAUUCGGUGAGAAGGUCAAAAAUUAAGAAACAUGGGGAACACACUCACACAGGAACAAAUAGAAACAUUGUCAGCCUUACAAGGCGUGACAGAAGCGUACGCAGAGGGGGUUUCUAAAAAGGAGCUCAAAGAGUUAUUAUUGUGGGUCAGACAUAAUUAUCCGUUUGCAGAAACACAUGUGUUGUUUGAGGUGGGCUUUUGGCAAGAAGUUAACAGACAUUUAUAUUUUUUAGCUGCCAGAAAGGAAGAGACGGCUUUCAAGCUGUUAUCUCCAGCGAGAAUUAUGUUAGAGGCUAUCUCUGCAAGGUGUCGGAGAUCAGCCAGGGAAUUAGGUUCCACAACUCCCACAAGGGCGGGGAAAACAGAGCAUGGUUCGGUGCAGAGAUUGGCUCUGGUUCCAAUUGGCGCGGGGGGGACAGCUCCCGAGGGAGAGGAGCAAGGGGAAAAGGCACUGCUUUCAGCCCUGUCAUCCCAAAGUCCCAAGAGACCUCCAAAACGCCCUGAAAUCCCAGAAACUGAGGGGGGUUCAGGCUCCGAUUCAGACGCGAAUACAAUCCCAACCCCAGAAGAGCUGAGAUCUCCACCCAGCGAGAUCGAGGGGUCGGGGA
Messenger RNA from Passer domesticus (house sparrow), 6652 nucleotides. RefSeq lists its product as uncharacterized. Bases 1 to 5181 code for a protein of 1726 amino acids. The transcript has 3 exons. The record is from RefSeq and is a predicted model, not a curated record. Gene Ontology annotation, biological process: RNA-templated DNA biosynthetic process; DNA integration; proteolysis. Gene Ontology annotation, molecular function: RNA-DNA hybrid ribonuclease activity; RNA stem-loop binding; zinc ion binding. Lineage: Eukaryota; Metazoa; Chordata; Aves; Passeriformes; Passeridae.